CGGCAACUAAUCAUGCCAAGAUAAGUACUGGCGAGCGUCCUCCAGCGCAAUGCAAUUCAAGGAUCUUCACACUGCCAUGCGCGAGCUGCAACUGCAAGACUGCAUAUUCUCCUGUUGAUAAAUACAAAGGAGUGAUCGUGAUGGGUACAUACAUACUAUGAUUACCUUCUGCCCAUUUAAAUUUCGGACGUCAUGGACGCCAACCCUCGCGCAAGCUCCAACGUAACCGUUGAAUACACCGAUCCUUCCGGGCUCUUCCCUUCGAUCAAAUCCCUUAUCCUUGAAGCGCUUCCCCUCCGGAACCUUCACUGGAAGUCCCCCACUCGCCCACUUCGGUCCAUCGACUCCCUCCACGUGGACCUUGUCCCCGCAAAGAGCUUAGACGAGGAGCGGAGACGACUCAGUGAUGGAGCUAGCAGUGUAGUUCCCCGCAGAAGACAUCAGAUACCAGGUCUUCGCCAAACGCCAUAUUUGAAAAUAUACCUGCUCUCUUGCGACGAUAAUGAUACCUACAAGUCCACUACAAGGAAGGCUGUCCGGGAAUGGAUCAAGACUCACGGCACGUCCCCGCAAAGUAGUAGUUCGGGUGGUUCACAGGAUAAUCAUGAUGCAUUUGAGUGGCUUAUAAUACACGUCGUUUCCGGCCCUGCAGAGGUGGCUGAGAAACCUGGGACAGGAUCGAAAUGGCCUGGCAGAGGAUCUACUACGGUGCAAGAAAAAGUAAAAGCUGACUUCGGUGGAUCGUCGAAGUCGUCUAUUGACCGUGUGGUACAGUUGCGCAUCUCCAAGUCAGAGUUGGAUAAGCGACCCCCAGAACUUGCUGCUCAGCUCGAGGACCUGGUUGCGAAAUUGAAAUCUUCUAUCCUCACAUCUUUUGAUCAUCGCGUCAGUCAAUAUGAAGAAGAUAUUCGGCACAAGGACUCGCAAAGAAGCCUGCCUGGAUGGAAUUUCUGCACAUUCUUUAUUUUAAAGGAGGGGCUUGCGCGCGGGUUUGAACAUGUUGGUUUAUACGAAGAUGCGUUAGUUGGAUAUGAUGAGCUUGCUGUUGGACUGGAUGCGGCCCUUCGUGACCAGCUUGUUGCUAAAGGUGACCAACACGGCGGGACAUUUCUCAGUUGCACCAAGGAUUUGAGGAUGAAAGCUGAGAAGGCUCUUGGUUUAAUACCUGGGGAGGAUGAUGAGGGCGAAUGGAAACACUAUGACGAUUCACACGAAGAUGACAGCGAGGACAGCGAUGCAACUGAUGAUUUUCCCUACAUUGCCCUGAAUGAAGAGCUGUUUCCUCUGGAUCCAAACAAGAAGCCAUACCGGGAAAUGAUCCUUGCCAAUAAUAUUUCGGUCUUCGAUUUUCGAGUGUACAUUUUCGCUCGACAGAUGAUGUUGCUGCUAAAAGCUGCUAGAGCCCCUUCAAUACAGAGUGGGAGCAGUCAAACUACCGGAAAACCAGCCAAGGAAGCUGUGAAUUUAACACUGCUUGCGGAAAUAUGUGAACGGGCAAGUGAGUUUAUUAGUAUUGGGUCACGAACAUUGCGACACGAUUUGUAUGCUGGCCUGGACGAGUUGGAACAUGAAUGCGACGAAUCCAGUGUCGUGGACAUCCUUAACAACAUAGUAUAUUCGUGGACAUAUUCUGCAAUUUCUCAGGUACUAAUCCAAACCGCUACGGACUCCCUUGACAUCCCAAAGGCUUCCCUUCGAAAUACACGGGAUCUAGUGAAUGCGUCCGUACUGGCAAACUUUGUUGCAGAGUCCCGACCAGGCGUCCCGAAACGGUCAAGUUCGCUAACCGCCAAUACUCUUAUCAGUAGUCGACCUACUAGCCUGGACAUCAUGUCCCCGGGAGUUUAUAGCGGAGCCCAGCCUAGAGCCCCGCUUGCUUCCCUAAAAUCGGACGGUUCAGUCCAACAGAGGACUGGGCAAUCCGAGCUUGCAUCUUCCCGCGGCGACCUAUUCCUCUAUGCGCGCCGGACCUUGGAAAACAUUGCCCAACGGCGAGGUUGGUCGAAGAAGUGGCGGGAUCUGGGGUUGCUCUUUGAUGAACAUAAUGCGCCUAUAAUGGGACUGAAGGACGUAGCUUUAGAUGAGGAUGGAGAAACACAAGACUCUACAACCACGGAGCAGAAAGUUGUACCGGUACUACGAGCGAUCGAAAAUCCAUCAAUGAUGAGAGCUUGUAGAUCUGAAAAACAUUUUGGCUCCAUAUACGAAGGAUUAACCGAUCAGAUAUUCCGCCAUUACCUUGCAGCAAAUAGAACUAGAUCUGCUGAGAUGGCGAUGGCCGAUAUUGCAGUCCUGAGGUACCGCGCAGGCGACUAUGCUACGGCGGCCUCAUUCUUCCAUCAAAUGGCUCCCUUCUACGCUAGUUGCCGUUGGGGUGUUUUGGAAGGGGUAAUGCUUGAAUUGUACGGAAGAUGCCUAAAGCAUCUGGGACGUAAAGAUGACUAUGUCAGAGUCCUACUUAAGCUACUUGGAAAUUAUGCCGGGGUCGCGCAGUCCGGACGGAAGACAGGGGCUCCUCAGGGCAAAAGAAUAAGUUCGGCUGCACCCUCAUCAUUCUCACCAGUUGCCCGGACUUUGGCUUCAAGCUAUGUCGAUGACCUAUUUGAGGUAUCUCAGAGUCUUCCCACGGAAUUUUCCGUACCUCUCAAUGAAUUUUUCGGUGGCAUAGAUAUCAGCCCGACAAUUCAUCAUUUUGAGGAUAAGGAUGGGAUUCUCGUUGAACUUUCCCUUAGGUUUCUUCUUGGAAGUAGCAUCGAUGUUGACAAUGUGAAGAUGCGACUUGUUAACUCUGCAGGUGUUCAUAACAGCGAAAUCUGGUUGGAAAAUGUGGACGAUGUGGUUGUCAAGUCGACUACGUCGAGAAUCCUUCUACACUCUUUUGUUUCGGUGCAUGGAAAAUAUCUAGUCGAUCGAAUUGAGGUACGAGUCGGAAAUUUCGUGUUUGUCCAACACCAUGGGUUACCGCCACAAUUCCGGCCAGGAUUACGGGAACCUGACGCGGAUGAAUCUGACGAAGAAGAUGAGCGCCCAUUUGUUUUCUGCUACCCUCCUGCCAAGGGGCUUCAGGCAAAGAUUUCCCCGCCGUAUCGCAUAAACCUGAGCGACCUACGAACGAUAGAAAUCGAGCUAAAAAGUGGCUGGAACAAUAUUCUCAAAGGUGUUCUGCGAGUAAAACCUGCAACUGCUGGACUCAGGCUCCGAAUUACAGAAGCCAACAUUGUGGAUGGCCCUAUAAAAUUGGCAGAGAAUGCAGAAUCUGGCCAAAUUGACUUUACAGACUUCGGGCCCAAUUCAUCCGCCAGAUUGAGUAUUCCCUACACCCUCGAGGAUGAUCAAACGUCCUUGUCUGCGCGUCUGGAAGUCAUUUAUGAGACGCCCGAGGGUCAAUUCUCUUACUUCUCUUCGACCUCGAUAGUAUCGAUGUUGCCAGUUAGCGUCAACGUUCAAGAUAUGUUCAAGGACGACUCGCUGAUGUCGAGAUUCACAAUCAGCCCAGCAAUGGUGACCCCUCUCCGGAUACUGAACUGCGAGAUUCCCAGUUCAGAGGUAUAUGAGGUGCAAUCUAGUAUUCAUCGUUGGGAGGUCCUUGAUGUUUUCCCUCGCCAGCCGGCGUCGUUGCUUUACAAAAUAACUCCUCGUGAAGAUAAGCCACUGCAAGCCGAUGCCUCAAAACGGUCCCUUGCAUUGACAAUCGAUUUUGCCUGUCUUGAUGAGGAGUGCCUUCACGCCAUUGAGGACCGGUUUGUCCGGGAUAUUGGCUCAAGUAAAUUUGAGCAACUAGCCCGACUCCUGACCCCUCGCCUUCUUGACGCAUUCCGCUCUGCGUGGACUGCCAACGAUCUCGAGACUAUUAGUCUAAUCAGGGAGAUCGAUAUGUUGCCAUAUGAGCGUGUCCAGUGGGAAGCCGUAACCAACUCAUUGAGCGGGAAUUUCGGAAAGGAAGUUGUCUCGUGGCUUAAGGAAUGGCACAUGCAAAAUCCCACCUUACCGCUCCCUCACAAUAGCAACGGAACCACCACCACUACCACCACGAUUCCUAACCGCCAAAUAAUCAUCCCGGUCGACAUCCCCGAGGUUCAAAUCGUCCACACCGCAAACCUCACCGUCGCCCAGCCAAACCACCUCACCCACGCGACCGUUGGCGAGAUGAUCCCCGCCACCUUAGCCAUCCACCAUACACGGCGCUGGUGCCCCCCGCAGCACCGGGAGCCAGAAUCAAGCCUAGAAUUCUCCUACGAGCUCCUCGUGAACCCGGACAUAUGGCUCGUGGGAGGGCGGCGACGGGGCAAUUUUACCGCCACAGAAGGCGAGCGCCGCACCUUCACCGUCAUGCUCCUCCCGCAGCGACCGGGCCAUCUACUACUGCCCGGGCUGGAGGUUAAGACGUUUGUCACGCAGGCGCCGGCGGGUGGCGAGGCGGAGCUGGUCUCGGGUGCUGUGCAGCGGCGAGUGGUGCCGUGCGAAGUUGAUUAUCAGAACCAUGCGGAGACGGUGCUUGUGUCGCCUAAUUUGCAGAAGACGACGGUUAACUUGGAUGUUUCUGGUGGUACGGGUGCUGGUGUUGGUGGUAGUAGUGGUAGUAGUAGUGGGAGUUGGCUGGUUGAGUCUGAGCGGAGGGUUGAGGUUACUGGAUAGAACGCGUGCGGCGCUUCGCUCUAAUUUGUCUUUUAUCUUAUAACCUACCUUCAUACUUCUGUCAUGUUCUGCUUUGUAUAUGGUUUGGUUCUGCUUGUUUUAUUUUUGUUAACAGAUACCAAUUCUAGAAUGCAUUGGCAAGGCCAGGCGCGCGCAUAUACAAGCUUCCUCGUUAUCUAAUUUCUUAUUUUCACCCCCUUCAUUCUCCCAGCAUCCGGUCAAUCCGAUGGUGGUUUCUAUCAACCAUUCUAAGUCGCACGCGCACACGGUAAGGUCAUGGAAUAAUGUACUCUCGUGGAAGAGAAGGAGUCAAGGACUAAGUGGCCACAUCAGCCCCAGUUCCUUCUAGGUGUAAUCCUUAGUGAUAACCCUCUCCUUUUUUCCUAACUGUUAUACAGAGUAGUUAGUAUAACUGCGUAUGUACGCUUACUGUUAAUUUUUCUAUUUCUUACCAUCAAAUUUCUCUGUCAUCUAUUUAAGCUUAUAUUUGAUAUCAGUAUAAAAGAAAGAGAGUAAGAGAGAAUAAAGAU
Blastomyces dermatitidis ER-3 is the source of this 5165-nucleotide messenger RNA. RefSeq names its product TMEM1 family protein. Lineage: Eukaryota; Fungi; Ascomycota; Eurotiomycetes; Onygenales; Ajellomycetaceae. Gene Ontology annotation, cellular component: TRAPPII protein complex. The transcript has 4 exons. Gene Ontology annotation, biological process: early endosome to Golgi transport; intra-Golgi vesicle-mediated transport. Bases 193 to 4635 code for a protein of 1480 amino acids. The record is from RefSeq and is a predicted model, not a curated record.